GCUGGACAGCCUUACCCCACAAUGACAUCACAGCACCUCACCUCUGAUCGCGGUUCUACGUAACAAUGCAGUUUGCACAAGACGAAUCCCAUAUACAUAUUAAACUCUCAGAGUUCCCAUUCUUCUUUCCAGCAUCAGCAAAUCCUCUUACAACUCUCUUCCCUAAUACUCACGACUGUACAUUCAACCCACGCACGUACCAUCACCAUCACCAUGCCCCGCAACGGAGACGGAUCCUCAGACAACGGACCCAUUGAGGGCCAGAACAUCGUCCACGGCAACUCUGGAGACGCCACCAUGGACCACACUAAGAAGGUAGCUCCCAUGCCUGAACUCGAAAAGGGCGAUGGCAUCGAAGGCAUGAGCGCUUCGGGCGGAGGCGAGAUGCCCAAGAAGGGCAUCACAGGCCAGGGCAAAGCGGCUACAGACUCGAACAAGCCCGCACCAGUCGACCAGGUCACCAAGUAA
This is a messenger RNA of Bipolaris sorokiniana ND90Pr, 468 nucleotides long. RefSeq lists its product as uncharacterized. The coding region runs from base 214 to 468 and encodes 84 amino acids. The record is from RefSeq and is a predicted model, not a curated record. Lineage: Eukaryota; Fungi; Ascomycota; Dothideomycetes; Pleosporales; Pleosporaceae. The transcript is spliced from 3 exons.